Messenger RNA from Trichosurus vulpecula (common brushtail), 954 nucleotides. Its product is annotated as olfactory receptor 2AT4-like. Lineage: Eukaryota; Metazoa; Chordata; Mammalia; Diprotodontia; Phalangeridae. The transcript has a single exon. Gene Ontology annotation, molecular function: G protein-coupled receptor activity; olfactory receptor activity. The record is from RefSeq and is a predicted model, not a curated record. The coding region runs from base 1 to 954 and encodes 317 amino acids. Gene Ontology annotation, cellular component: membrane. Gene Ontology annotation, biological process: G protein-coupled receptor signaling pathway.
AUGGUCCACUGUAAUAACCAAACCAUGCCUCCCCCCAUGACAGUCUUCAUACUGCUAGGCUUCCCAGCUCUUCAGGAGGCCCCUCUCCCGCUCUUCUUCAUCUUCCUGGCCCUAUAUACCCUCAUCGUUGUGGGCAAUGUAGUGAUCCUAGUGGCUGUGAUUGGAGACCCCAGGCUCCACAAGCCCAUGUAUUUCUUCCUGUGCAACCUUUCAGCCCUGGAUGUUCUCUUUACAACCACCACUGUGCCCAAGAUGCUGGCCAUGUUCCUCUUCCAACAUAAUACCAUCUCCUUCGCCAGCUGCUUCCUGCAGAUGUACAGUUUCCAUACCCUCACAGUCAUGGAAUCCUUUAUCCUGGUAGUCAUGGCCUAUGACCGCUAUGAAGCUAUCUGCCACCCACUGCACUAUCCUGUCCGUAUGACUCCACAGGCCAAUGCCAGGCUGGCAGCGAGUGCCUGGGCCAUGGCACUGAUCAUCCCAGCCCCGGUGAUGGUGGAGACAUCCCAGCUGGAAUACACAGCUAGGGCCACAGUGGAGCAUUGUUUCUGUGACCACCUUGCUGUAGUAAGGGCUGCCUGUCAGGAUGCUGGGACCGAGCAGCAGACUUUUAUUGGCUUCUGCAUUGCCAUGACUGUCUCCUUGGUGCCUCUGUUCUUGGUUCUGUUCUCCUAUGGGCGGAUCCUGGCAUCUGUUCUAAAGAUUGCUUCCCAGGAAGGUCGGGCCAAGGCCUUUUCCACCUGUACAUCCCACCUUCUGGUUGUUGGGACCUACUACUCAUCCAUUGCUGUGGCCUAUGUGUCCUACCGAAUGGAAAUGGCCAUUGAUCUUCACGUGCUCAGCAAUGUCAUUUUUGCCAUCUUGACCCCCAUGUUGAACCCCCUCAUCUACACAUUGAGGAACAAGGAUGUAAAGGAAGCCAUUAAGACUGUCUUUCUAAGACAUUUCCUCAUUUGA